AUGACACAUCUGGCACGCCCCCGACCUUCCCCGCAACCGCCGGCCGCCGCUUCCGGAAGGGGAGACGAUGCCGCUGCGGCGGCCGAGGACGAGGCGCGGCGCCCGUUCACGGCCCUCAGCCAGAUCCACGGCGACCUCGCGCGCGUCCGCCAGGAGCAGGAGAGGCCGUACAUGAUGCUGCGGAUGAACGAAGCCGGCGGCGGCGAGGGCAGCGAUUACGGGAGCUCGGAGGCCGGGAGCUACGAGUACGAGGAGCAGCUGGGGCACCACCUCCGCCUCCGCCACCAGGAGCACCCGGGUGGCGUCGAUGGUGCUGGUGAUAUCGAGGCUGAGGGUGAGGACAAGUGCUAGGAUUGGACGAGCUCUCUGAGGAGAGUUGAGUACGAGGAGGAGGGGUUCGAUGAUGAUGAGGAUGUGGAGGAUGUGGAGCCAGAGCUAGACACUGCAGAGUACGAGGAUGACGAGGCUUACGCGCGAGUGCUUCAGUACGCCAAGGAGCGCGAGGUCUCCACGCAGCUUAUGGGCCCUCGCUGGGAUUCAGCGAUUCAUGUCGAGGAUCAAAUAAAUGACGUGCAGGAUUCAUGGCAAGAGGUUGAUCCAGAUGAGUACUCAUAUGAGGAAUUAGUUGCAUUGGGCGGAGUGGUUGGUACAGAAAGAAGAGGUCUCUCUGCUGAUACACUUGCUUCCUUACCUUCAGUAACUUACAACACAAAAGACAUGCAAGACGGCAACACAGAACAAUGUGUAAUUUGUCGCGUGGGAUUUGAGGAAGGUGAAUCCUUGGUUGCACUUCCCUGCAAGCACUCAUACCACCCUGACUGCAUUAACCAGUCACAUAAAUAAGGUAUGCGCAAUGUGUAGCGUGGAAGUUUCUACCUCAACAAACAAGAGGUAUGCGCAAUGUGUAACGCGGAAGUUUCUGCCUCAACAAACAAGCAGGCAUGACCAAUAGUUGGCACUUCAAGUUAUACCGAGGAAAAAGAAGUUGGCAGUUGGGAGUAUGUAGUAGCGGCAUCAUUAUAUUAUCCCUGAUGUUUAAACCAGAGCAGCAAAAACUUGUACAAACUUGCGAAGGGACAAACUUGUACAAAUUAUCUCAUGCUUUAGUCUUCAGUCACAGAGAUAUACUGGGAAAUAUUUGACUAUUAGUUAUUCUUUGGAAAGUUUCAUGAUUAUUCAUUAAUGCACAGAGAUAUACUGGGAAAUAUUUGAUUGAUAUCUAUAUAUAUGUAUUAGAAUGCGAA
Molecule: messenger RNA, 1244 nt
Organism: Aegilops tauschii subsp. strangulata
Lineage: Eukaryota; Viridiplantae; Streptophyta; Magnoliopsida; Poales; Poaceae
Source: RefSeq, a predicted model, not a curated record